This is a messenger RNA of Colletotrichum abscissum, 189 nucleotides long. RefSeq lists its product as uncharacterized. The record is from RefSeq and is a predicted model, not a curated record. Bases 1 to 189 code for a protein of 62 amino acids. Lineage: Eukaryota; Fungi; Ascomycota; Sordariomycetes; Glomerellales; Glomerellaceae. The transcript has a single exon.
AUGGCGAGUGCUCGAUUGUUGCAACAGAUCAAGCUCGUUCGAGUACGGCCGGUGCUGCAGCUCUGCAUCUGCAUCUGCAUCUGCAUCGCAUCGUGGUCGACUUUGGCCUCGGGCUGCGGAUAUCUCGAUGAUCCUUCCAGCCAACCAAACUUAAAAACCUCAUCCCACACCUCAUGCAUCCGUACCUGA